AGAAAGCACAGAAGUUUACCUGACAGCGACAAUACAGGGGAACUGUAGCAGACGUUCAGAAGUUGCCGCGAAAUUUCCAGAAAUGGCUUGUCAAAUUGCCUUUAAGUUUGGCUGCUCAUCCGCCAACACCGUGAACACCAGGUGUGGCAGUGUUGUUCUCGACUUCAUGAUGAGGUUCAAUCGAAGUGUAGUUGUCAGCAAUCUUUUGACUGUCCUGUUUGAUGCUGCAAUGGAAGACAAAUUCGGAGGUUUUAAAGUCGAUCCAGAAUCAAUUAAACAAGUUUUUAUACCCACAGACGGCUCGGAAAGCACAACAAAAGGUCCUGAGGAAUGUAACUGCCCAUCUAACAACGUCUCGUUAGCCAUAAAUGGGGUUCUUGCCUUCAUAAUCGUUCUUCUAAUUAUUUACAUAAUCUGGCUACAUAAGAAAGGCGCUGUAGGGAAACAGAGGACCUAUGAAGAUAAAAGAGGUGUUUCCUACAAUGAAACAGGAUUAGAAGAUAGCGAACCAAGUCUACUCGAUUCAGCAAAACUCACCCAGCCUCCUGCGGAAUACAUGGAUCUCAUAGAAGUCAACAAACAUGAUAGAAAGGCACAAAGUACUGCUUCAGGUGCUGAUUACGUGCCUCUUCAUCCGUUAACACGCUGCUGGGAAGUUCCAAGAUACCACGUGACCAUAGAAAAAAUCAUUGGUAAAGGUGCUUUUGGUCAGGUUGCCAAGGGAACAGCAGUAGGACUUCGAGGGAGUCCUGAAACGACCACAGUGGCUAUUAAGAUGCUUAAAAAAAACGCUACUGAAUCGGACAAGAGAGAUUUGAUGAAAGAACUUGACACAAUGAAGCAGCUGAAACCACAUCCUUACGUCAUUAAACUUCUGGGAUGCGUUACAGAAUCUGAACAGCUGCUGGUUUUGAUUGAAUAUGUGCCUUUUGGGGAUCUGCUGGGUUACCUGAGAAAGAGCCGUGGAUUAAAAGACACUUACUUCCAAGACCCGGAUGUCAAACCACAAACAAAUCUGACGUCACAGCAGCUGAUGAAGUUUGCUUGGCAAAUUGCUGAUGGAAUGAGUUAUUUGUCCUCAAAAUCUAUCAUUCACCGAGACCUUGCGGCUCGUAAUGUGUUGGUUGGACAUAAGGAAACUUGUAAAGUGACAGACUUCGGAAUGGCCAGAGAUGUGCAGCAGGAAAAUAUUUAUGAACGAAAGACUAAGGGCCGUCUUCCCGUGAAGUGGACAGCUUAUGAGGCCUUGAUGUAUGGUAAAUAUACCACCAAAAGUGAUGUAUGGAGUUACGGAGUUUUGCUGUACGAGAUUUUCACCAUAGGUGGUUCACCUUACCCACGAAUGGAUGGAAGAAAAAUUGCAAACUUACUUCAGGAUGGAUACAGGAUGCCUAAACCACAACACGUCAAUGAAGAAUUGUAUCAGAUUAUGAUGAAAUGCUGGAAGAAUGACCCAGAUGCAAGACCAACUUUUACUGAAUUGAAAAAUCAGCUUACGGACAUGGAAACCCUACACAAGAAGCUGAUCAACAUGACAAUGUACGACAAGCAGUUGUAUGCAAACGUCGAGGAUUUAAUAGUGUAGUUAGAUCAUAGAUUUCCGCGGUAAAUGACUGGCUUACAGUUUGAACACUUUGCCUCAGCAAGUUUCAGGGAUGAAUCAUCUUUGCCUUACACGCUUACUUGGUAGAAAAAGCCAUUUUGUAUUAAGAAAUUAGGCUGGAACGUUAUGACUCAAUUGAUUUUAUAUUCUUAAACGCUGUAACGCUUUUAUCAGUUUACUGAUAAAAUAUACUCUCAUGUUCUCUUUAACAUGUUUAGCACUUACACGCAUGCUCGACACAAGCGUUUGAAUUCAGUUUAUUUCCUGGCUCAAUUCUGAAAGGCAGGACAGCGCAAAAAAAAAAAAGCUAGUUAACUAGAUUGAUGAGAUCUAGCUCAGAUUGCCAUAGUUGUCUACAGUUUUAGUAAAUUGCUGAAAAAAUUGUUUUGCCGCAAAACCCGCUCGAUUUUAGGAAAGCUAUCCGGCGCAUAAACUGCUUUCCCUAAGACCGCAUUUACCUGCGAUACCAACUCGAAAUACUUUUACACUGAAAGUAUUAUUAAUUAAAAAUUAACGUUAUCCUAAUAGAAAAAUUAUACUUGGCACAUUACUUGAGCAAUCGUCUUAGCUUUGAAUCAAAGUGCUCUGUGAGCAAACUCGUGAAUUGACAGGUGACUUACAUAAUUUUUUGGAUUAUGUUUAGGGUUAUCUGGCUUAGGGAAUUUUGUGGUUGAUUGUCAUAUUUAGAGUACGAGCAGUAGUUCAGUGUUCGCUAAUGUAGCAAAUCAAAUCACUUUGGUCGACAGAAAAAUAUUGGUUUCAGAAUUAAUUUGUAUAAGCAAUAGUGUCAAUUACGUUAGUUGACAAGCGGCCUUAAAACCGUCUGCAGUUAAUUUUAAUCGUUCUCAAAAAGUACAUAGAAAGUUAAAACGUGAAGUAUUUGGUUACAGUUAAACUGAACGAUGUAACUUUUAUUCAUUUAAUAUCUGAAUUUUCUCAAACGAUUUGUUCGUAGUAAAAGAGCGAGCGAAGUUUUAGUUUAAGUUCUACAACAAAUUUACGCUCUCGGUGAGUCUUUCCGAGUCCGUUCAAUUUGGACAUUUUUACCGUAAAUUGCACAAUAGAAACUGAAGGAAUUUAAUGAAUAAAGGCCGCAUUAAAUCCCCGUUUGUUUCGUUGGAGUGUACCAUUCGAAUUUAGUUUUCGUGGAGGAAAGACCAGAUUUACACACGCCAUUGCAGCAAACAAACGAACAAACUCUCACAACUUCAAAAUAAAAAAAUUGAAUUUACUCGCA
Pocillopora verrucosa is the source of this 2840-nucleotide messenger RNA. NCBI's taxonomy places the organism in Eukaryota, Metazoa, Cnidaria, Anthozoa, Scleractinia, Pocilloporidae. The record is from RefSeq and is a predicted model, not a curated record.